CUCUCUCCACUUGGCUCUGUCAAUCAAAGGUCACAACAAGAUGGCAGGCUGCGGGAGCUGGAUCAUCUUUUUAACAGUUUGUGCUGCCAGCUUGUUUGGGGCCAAUGCAGAGAUCAAACUUACCAUUCCUGUGGGAAGGUUAUUUACAUAUGAGCUGCUGAGAGAGACUUUCCAGAAUGACUUUGAACCUUUGUCAAAACUUUAUGCUGGACGCUUGUAUGAUGACCCCAUGAUUUUUAAGUGCAACAUGCAGAAUUUCCCAGACCUUCCAGAGUGGCUGCGCUUCACCCAACGCCACCCCUUUGAUAACGGCUUUCUGUAUGGCACACCAAUGUCUCCCGGAAAAAGUAUAAUUGAGAUCUAUGCAAUCAACAAGCGCAACUAUGACACAGCCAGACACAUUCUUGUAAUCAAAGUGACUCCAGAGAAGAUGCUGCCCUAUCAAGCCGAGUUCUUCAUCAAGCUGAGGGAGAUUGAAAAGGUGCUGCCCUCUCCUGUUCAGGAUGAGAUAAAGCAGGAUUUGCAAAAGUUGUGGAACACGGAAGCCUUGGAAAUUGUCAACAUUACUAACGCCCUGGACCGUGGUGGCAGAGUUCCUCUCCCUAUUGCAGGGCACUUUGAAGGGGUGUAUGUGAAGGUGGGGUCUGAGAAGUAUUUCUCAGACUGUCUCCAGAGGGUGCUGACACCAGAUCACCAAAAGCAGUGCACAGCAGGGGCCAAAGUUAAGGGGCCCGGAGGAUGCAACUUCUGCAGAAUUCCCAGCAACUGCAUCACCUGGUGCAAGACAGAGCUGUUUGACCUGACCAAGCUGGAGCCCGAGCCACCUGCUCCCACAAUGGGCUCAGGGAUUUUAGAGUCUGGAGGUGACUUCAACCCUCCCGAGUCUCCUCCGAGCAGAGACUACUUCCCGGACUACAUCGUGACCGUGAUUGUGCCUUUAAUCAUUGCCAUCAUCCUGAGUCUGCUGCUAGCCUACAUCAUGUUUGGCAAGCGAGAGGGAGUUGAGACAAGGAAUGCAAGAACAAACCAAAUUCAGCUAUACCACCACCACACCAUUCAUGGGAACACUGAUGAGCUGAGGAGCAUGGCUGGAAACCGAGGGGUCCCUCCACCUUUGUCAACGUUCCCCAUGUUCAACAGCCGUACGGGAGAGAGCGCCUCACCGCUGCAGUCAGACAGCAUCCCUCUCAUCAUGGCUCAGCAUGAUCCCUACAGCGACACUUUACCCAGGAAAUGACAGCAACUAUCCAUUUUGCAACAGUCCAAGGCUAUAUUUGCAGUGUGAUGUUGUAUUUUCUGCUUCUUUUAGUUCCAUCGAAAUAAAAAUUAGAGUGCAGUUUAUCUGAUUAUCUUUAUGAUAUGUAUGAUUUUUCCUUGUACUGUGGAAUAACAUUUUUCUUCUAACUGGAAUCACAUUUUCUUUGCAACAUUAAGCAGAAUUAAAAAAGUAAAACAUUUUGUGGAAAGAAUUUUGAAUUAAUUGACUGAAGUGAAAAGAGAUUAUUUAACACCUUCAAUGUUGGAGUAUCCCUGUCUUUUAUCUCACUACAGGAGAUGGUAAAGUAGAGGCUGGACUUCUUUUGGAAUUAGAAUUUUUUUUUUAUAUCAACUAAAGUUUAUUGCAAAGAAAUGAAUGUAUUUUCCAGAGUGAGAGAACAUUAAGAUCAGCAGCUUUCACUGCAUAUUUGCAGAUUGUAGGAUUCAAUGAAUUUUUGUAAUCAUUCACAUUUUUAUUUAAAUAAAUUUGGGAUUGUUGUGCAUUCUAUGUGAAGAUAAUAAAAACAUAACAGUUUUCUGC
Molecule: messenger RNA, 1798 nt
Organism: Melanotaenia boesemani (Boeseman's rainbowfish)
Lineage: Eukaryota; Metazoa; Chordata; Actinopteri; Atheriniformes; Melanotaeniidae
Gene: sgca
Product: sarcoglycan, alpha
Exons: 11
Coding region: 41-1237 (398 amino acids)
Cellular component (GO): sarcoglycan complex; membrane
Molecular function (GO): calcium ion binding
Source: RefSeq, a predicted model, not a curated record